Molecule: messenger RNA, 11934 nt
Organism: Cydia fagiglandana
Lineage: Eukaryota; Metazoa; Arthropoda; Insecta; Lepidoptera; Tortricidae
Product: lactosylceramide 1,3-N-acetyl-beta-D-glucosaminyltransferase-like
Exons: 8
Coding region: 155-1870 (571 amino acids)
Cellular component (GO): Golgi membrane
Molecular function (GO): hexosyltransferase activity
Source: RefSeq, a predicted model, not a curated record
AGACCUGUCAAAAAAACGUCAGGUUUAUUGAACGACGGUCUACUUUGCAGCCCGUUUAAAUUAAUUAUAAGCUUAAAACUAAGGCUAAAGUGAUGAAGUAACACCGUAUCGAACAAAACCAGAACAAACUCAACAUCUUCACAUUUAAAAACUCAUGGCACAUGCGCAUGACGAGGAUUACGAAGACAGGUACUACUCGUCGGGCCGUGACAGCGAUGACAGCCCCAUCUUGUAUAACAGGUACGCAACCCGCGUGGCGCGCUCUCCGUCGCCGGAGCCGCGCACGCGCAGGUCGACGGUCACCACCCUGGCCAAGUUCUUCCUGUUCUGCACGGCCAUGAUCAUGUUCUGUGUGCUUCUUUACAUACCCGUCUAUAAUAAGGCCAACGAUCAAAUGUUUAAAGGUGCUGCUGUCGCGGGCUGGUCCAUGAAUACAAACCGCGACACUAAAAUAUACGUUCAGCCGAACAACGUGACCACCAUACACGAACCCAAACACAUCUGCCCCCCAUACAACAUAGACAAAAAGAACAACUUAUUCCUUCUCAUCAUAGUAUGCUCCUCAACCACACACUUCGACAGAAGAGUAGCCAUAAGAGAAACGUGGGGGCAUUACAAAACAUAUUUACAAUUAUCUAAAAUUUAUAACGAGAUUAGGGAAAAGUAUAAAGAUUAUAAUUAUACUUACGAUUUGUAUCCAGUAGAUAGUCAUAUUAAUAGUAGUCAGAAAACUAAAAGGGAUAUCAGCAGCUUUAAAAAUUUGCUGCCUGAGUUAGCUAAGGCCCUUAAAAAUAAUCUUAACGAUAAAGUUGAAGUGAAAACAGAAGUACCUGAGGAAAAGAGAUUCGAAGAUGAUGUUAUGCUACCUGAAUUUGAUAUGAAUAAAGAAUUAGGUGAUGAUAACGAUUAUAAAUACGAUUACGAGAGCAACGUUAUGAAAAUACCUCCAAAAGGUUACGAAGAUAAUACUAAUUUAGAUAAAGUUCUUAAUAUGUUAUGGGAAGAUAAAACAAUUCUUAAAGAAGAUGAUGUUAAAGUUAAAGAAGACUUUAAAAUAGAGGGAGAACCAGAUUUCAAACUCUUGUUCCUGCUUGGUUUGCCGAGUAAUGAGAAUGAUACAGAAGUACAGAAUAAGAUAGAAGAAGAAGUGGAGAAGUAUGGAGAUGUUUUGCAGGAGGGCUUCAUUGAUUCUUAUAACAAUCUUACUUUGAAAUCUAUUAUGAUGUUGAAGUGGGUUACGAAUAAGUGCAACGAAAGUGUCCGCUACAUCCUAAAGACAGACGACGACAUGUACAUAAACGUGCCGGCGCUGGUAACAAACCUGCGGAACCGUUCAAAAGACCACGACCUCAAGCACCCGAACAGCAAGGAGUACCUGCUUAUCGGGGACCUCAUAUGUGGCGCUAGGCCGGUCGCUGAUAAGCACAAUAAGUGGUACAGUCCCCGCUACAUGUACUCCGGACGAGUGUACCCUCGCUACCUGUCCGGGACCGGGUACGCGUUGUCCGCGCCCACCGCCUCCGCUCUAUACCGCGCCGCCUUACAUCAGACCUACUUCCAUCUAGAAGACAUUUACAUCACUGGCAUGUGCGCGCUCCGCGCGACCCCGGUGAUCCAGCCGCGCGACGACGCCAUGUUCUCGUACCAGCUGCUGGGCGGCGGCGCGCGCGCAGCCUGCGCCGCGCAUGCGCGCGUCACCGCGCACCACGUGCCGCCGCGCGCGCUGCACGACAUACUGCGGCGGCUGCUGCAGCCCGGCAAGGUUGAUCAGUGUGAACGCUUAAGACUAACGCAGGUAAGGAGGGACCGGAUGCGACCGAAAACGCGCCCUAAGGGCAAGAGACUAACCAAAAUACCCCCUAGGUUAUAAGGACUAACCAUUUUGGGGACGUCACUACGGUGGCGGGGCGUCCGGAUAUCGACUACUGAGGGUCUAGGAAAAUCGAAACGCUAUCUGCCUCUCUAUCGCUCUUGUAUAUGAAAACAGAGACAAACGACGGGCGGAUCUUUAUUUAAACUCGUAAGGCCCACCACAAAAAAAACCUAUUUUUAAUUUGGACUUUGUUGUAUAAGAAAAUUGGGACGAAUGACGUUUGUUUGAAAAAGCAAUGCAACAAAAGACAUGUGACUUUAUUUGGUUCAUGAAAGGUUCUAAUUAUAUUACAAAGAAUAUGUACAUUGUCCCUUACGAGAUUAAUAUUAAGACCGCCUUAAAGAUAAUACCGUGAAAAUGAAAUUGUGUUAUCAGCAUAUUCGAGCGAUAGAGCGGCAUAUAAUGAAAUUUAGAUUUUCAUUUUGCGCGGAUCCUGGGGCCAUCGACAAUCGACCAAUCAUUGACAAUCGGUCAUCGACAAACGCCAAACGAAUAGAAAAAAAAUGUAUCGGGAUGACAGUGACUUCACGUGACUUUUCUAUACAUUAUUUAAAAUUAGGUGGGCAUUUUCUAUUAACGAUUGUCACCUCGACUAUCCCUUCAGAUAUUUUCUAUAGUCGAUAGUUAGACGCCCCGCCAUAAAAAAUACAUUUUUCAUUUUGUUCUAUAUAACUAUUUCAAAAAUGUGAUAAAAUCAGGAAGAAAUAGUUUCAUCAAAACGGCGUAAGGGACAAAAUCGUAAAAACGGUGUUAAGAAAUGAAAAUGUUGCCUUAAAUAAGUUAGGACUUACGAUGUUUGUCCCUUAAAAAUUAAAAGUGUUUUGUAGUGACUUCUAGUUUAAGGGAAAGAUGGCCUUUUUGUAAAAAGAUAUGGUAAAGGUUUUCAAUUUAAUAUUAAGUAUAUGUAAUUGUGGUAUUAGGAUGUCGAGAGGCCAAAAUAUUGGUUUUGUUAUAAAUUAUUUUCAUUGGGCAUUUUAUGUUUAUAAAUUAUUUUUUAAAUAGAGUUGAACUAUAAAGUACAAUUACCAAUAACCACUAUUGCAUGACAUUUUAUUAAUUUUAAUUUUAUUUUAUUAUGAUGUUUAAAAAUAAUGUGUUAAAUAAAGUAAGGUUCAACGUUUUUCAUAUACCUAGGUCUUAGACCUUGGUUCAAACAGCUUUAUUUCAAUUCGUAGACCCUUAAAAACCUAUAGGGUUUUAUAGUUUUAUUCCAAGCAUAAGACUUAAAACAUUGACCAAAUGAUAUCAGAAUUAUAUAAUGUUGGUUUUCGUAUGAUAGCAUAUAUUUUUUAAAAUUAAUAGAGCUUGAACUGACAGCUAUGGUAAGAUACUUUGGCAGCUAUUUGCAACUAGUUGCCAUUUCUGUCUACCCUACGAAUCAAGUUUUGUCCAUAAACUCCACUUUUAUAUUUGUUAGGUUUUUUUAAUACACUGCAUGUUACAUAUUUUCCCGAUAUUUCGUCUUCCUUUAUGUUUUUGCGCAGAAGUGUGAUCAGUAGUAAUUUCGUUUGUACAGAUUUACAGAAUGAUCUUUUAAGUAAACUGAAGUUAUUGUAUCCAUAAAGAGUUUUUUCUUCAAAAAAAGUUACAAAACUCUAAUCAAGUACAUAAUUACUUACUCAAUGCUUCUAGAUAUUUUUUGUAAUGUAAGAAUCUCAUGAACCCGAGUUUUUUACCCAUUUCAUUUGAUUUAUUAUAGUAGAUAGGUUCUCUAGUGUAGAUAGGCAACUAAAUGUCAUUGACAAAAAACUUUUUUAACGCCUUUAAAGGCAGUCCUGGCCGCCGAGCUGAGAUAAAAAGAUGCGGAUGCGAAUAUUUAUUAAUAACAGUUGGUACAUGAAAAAUAAUUAAACUAAUUCCUAUUUGAAUUCAUAGUACAUAUAUCAUAAUAUAAGUCGCAUUGUAUUUUUGUCUGUUUUUAGUGUUGAUCCAGUCUUUUUUUAGAUAAUAAUUUCAGUUUAAAAAAAAAGUAAAAGGGUGUUUUUAUAAUAAUAAAGUACACGUCCUUUGUUAAAUUUAAAAUGUAGAUCUACUUAAAAUAAGUCUAUUCACAAAGUAUACAAUUUAACAAACAUUUUUGUCUGCGUUUUAUUAUCGUCAAAAAAUGCAUGAAAAAAAUGGUAAAAGGAUAUUUGGUUAUUGAUAUUCCAAUACAAAUUUUGGAUUUGACGCCUUUUCUACUAACGUUGGCUUGCCAGAGUUUAUUUGUAAAUUUCUCCCCGUAGGUAUAAGAUCAAACUCCGUCUUAAAAUAAUUAUAAAUCUUUAUAUAAAAAAGCGUACACGUAUAAAUGUGGCCAAUAGAAAUAUAGGAGUGGAAGGGCUGUACAUAAAAAGAGGAAUGCAUGUUUUGAUAUUCACUAGAUAGAGUCAGACCAAGACAAGUCUGCAACGAUUUUGAUAACACACGCAGUUCAACGCAGUUAUUUUAAACGUCAAACUUCUAUGAAAUUAUGACGUAUAACUAACACUUGCACUGCGUGUGCUAUCAAAAUCGAUGCAGACUUUGGUCUGACUCUAGUAACAUAUUAUUUACUUUUGCAAAUAUAUAUGAAAGCGGGCUCCGAUAAUCACUAUACGUUAACUACCUUUUAAUUAAUAACUAAUAUUUACCUACUCGAUUAGGUAUAAAAAAAUAAACAUAUUAACAAAUAAAAUAAAUUAACGAAAAAGUGAUAGAGAUUUUUAUACAGGGUUAUUUUCGGACCAUUAGCCAUAUUGUGCGAGGUGAUUAGGUAGGUCAUACUGAACAACUUUUUCUAUGGGACUAACCCCGAAAUCCCAAAAAAACUGGCCUUCCCAUAGAAAACGUCGAAAUCCACUCGACCAAAAUGUAUGAAACGGCCAAAAAAUUUUUUGUGAUUUCGGAGUUGGUCCCAUAGAAAAAGUUGUUCAGUAUAGCCUACCUAAUCACCUCGCACAAUAUGGCUAAUGGUCCAAAAAUUACCCUGUAUAUAAUGUAUUUAUUUCCAAUAACAAAAAUGAGGGAUCCAUAGAUUGUGAUCAGUUUAACAAAAUGUUGACAUAAAUGAUUUAACCGAGUUAGAUUUUAUGUAAAUAAUUAAAUAUUUCAUUACAUUUAUUUCUGCAUCAUAAAGUCUCGUCAUAUCUAUUUGCAAUAGUGAAAUAAUAUUUACUUAUUUUUUUACUCUAAUAUGAUCUGUUGUAUAAUACUGUUGUUUGAUUAAUUAUGUGCACGCAUGCUCAUCUACACAUUUUUUAUUUACUUUUAUUAAAUAUAUUUUGUCAUAUCUUAAUUAUUUCUCCUCCUUUCAGAUGAAAGAGCCCCAACAUAAACUAUACGUGUUGUACAAGUACAUAAAAAUGCUGGUUUCUCCCGAUUGCUAGUGGCGUAGCUAAGUUACAACACAAAAUUAAAAACCACAGUUUUCAUCGAUGGAUUACGGAUAAAAUGUAUCGGCAAUUUACUUAAAUACCUACCUUAAAUAGUAAUAAAUGUAAUAAAAUAAUUUUACAUAUCAUGUGGCUCAAGUGAAAUCGUAAUGUUAAAAGUAUUAUAAAAGAACUGAGUAACGAACAAAUAUGUGACGUCCCAUGGGUAAAGGUACCUUAUGGCGGUUGGCCCUUACGCUAUUAUUAUCGCCGCUCCAAUAUUAUUGUGGCGCUAUACGACGUAAGCUCCAGCCGCCAUAAGGUACCUUUUACCGUGGAACGUCAAAUAUUAUUAUUAAAUGCAUAAACUCUUUGAGAGUUGAAGAGAUGAGUCCCGAUUUGCUAAAUUAAAAUGUAUAAAUUAAAUGUAAAGUAAGCUAGCUACGCCAUUUCUACAGGUUGGCUUGAAAAUUAUAAUAAAAAAUAAAUAAUAUAAAUUCAGCUCAAUAGCAUGUUUAUUUAUAUUUGUUUAUUUUAUUCUCAUUACUGCUAUGGCUCAAUUAUUAGUAAAGAACAUAAAAAAAAACCAUAGUCAUUUUAUUGAGCUUUUAUUUUUUAUUGGCGUUUUUAAGUCACCUGUAUAAAUACCACUUUUAACCUCAACUCCCUUGCGGCAAUCGGGGCUUAUGUACAACAAUUUAAAUAUUCGUUAGAAACAAUGAAAUUGUAAGAUUUAAACAAUAUUUUAAUAUAAGUACUCAACAAUAAACUUAUCUACAAAGGUUGUAAGUGCCAAAGUGCCAAUUGUCGUAAGAGACGUGAUAAUCUCGUGUGACUCGAAUUUUUGCUCAUAUUUCAUUUUUUUGUACUAAACAUAGCAUAAAAGUUCAUGUAAGUUUACAUUUAUAGGUCUACCAAUUGACAUAUGCGGUUGGUAUAGUGGUAGUGCGAUGAUUUCUACCUUCUACAGGUACCUAACUUAGGUUUGGGACUAAGGGUAGUUUGAAUAUGUUAACAUAAUACAAAUCAGUCAUAUAUUCGGACCAAGCUAACUCCGCACGGCAUUUGCUAUGACAGUGUACUAAUGUCAUCAUUAAUGUCAAAUUUCUAUGACAAUAUGACGUUUAUAAUAACACUUCUCACUUUGUUCCGGACUCUACCCAGCCAAGCCUUCUACCGAAUCCGAAAAUUACUUCGUACCAACCUAGUUAAGCGGUGGACCUAUAGAUAGAUAAUUUUCUUUAUUUUAUUUACACAUUAGAUUACUAUUUUUAGUACACAAAAUCUAUUAAUCAUUUAUUUUAUGUUGAGAUUGUUUUUUAAUCUAGUUUUUGUUGGAAUCAAUUUUUUUAUACUUAAUAUUCCACUAUCAGUAUUCUGUGUUUGGAUCCUUUUUACGAGUUUUACUUAAAUUUAUACAUAGAAUUGCUAAGUAGUCGUAGAUAUUAAUGAAAUUGAUGAAAUUGUGAACACAUUAGAAUGUAAGUAGGAAUUAAUUUGUUGGGACCCGCGCUCACACCCAGUUUUAAAAGAAUUUGAUCACUUAUUUGCAUACUAUAACUAAACGACGUAAAGGACAAUUACCAAACUAUACGUUUGCGUUUUAAAUUUCGAAUCUUAUGUUUAUUAUUUUAGCUCCAAAUCCAACCACAUCUCAAGCUAAAAUAAUAAGGUCAAAAGUGUGAAAUUGACGAUUACUUUCAAAUGGAAAAGAUUUCAAAAAUUUCAUAUCUGAUCAUAUAUUUUUGAUGAUUAUUAACAAUGGUUCACAUACUUACGCCGUUUGACUUAAUAUAAUUUUAUUCAUACGUCAAAUUAUCUCCAAAAUAUUCGUUAGAUAUAUUUGUACCUAUUCUACAAUGAGAUUGCAAAAGAUAUUGACUAAACAAUACUUCAGCAUCGUGUGGCGCGGGUGUUAGAUUUUUAUCAAAGUGAUGUUAGUGCCUUUUGAUCCAUGUAUUUUGUUUACAAAUCAUUGUUUAAUACCAUUUAUAAAUAUUAAUCAUCGUGCUAUGUGAUUUAACAAGUCUAUUUAUUUGUUUGCUUCUUACAUAUAUGAGCAUGCUAUGUGUUUUGUGCAGGGGUCGGAAACCGGUAUUUACUCUAUACAAAACACCGGUAUUAUUUAGUUCUUUUUCGUGCUUUGGUUUAUUAUUUCACUUUUAAUGGGACAAUUUAAUAAUACAAACUCGUUACCUAAAUACUUGAUUCAGUCCUACGUAAAGAGCAUAAAAUAAUUCAAAACAUUGUGUUAAUUCGGGGUUUUAAAAAAAUACCGGUUCAGAGCCCUGGUUUUGUGGCUUUAUUUUAUUAACAUAAAUUAUCGUAAAACACCCAUGUGUAAAUGAUCUAUAACUUGUUGUAGUCUCGAAUUUUAUUCUAGAUUGAAAUUUAUCCGUACUUCGAAUAUACAACAAAUAUUUAUUGACAUGUCUGAAAAGACGUAAGGGACAAUUACCUUUUUUAUACGCCCAAAUUUAAUUGUCCUUUACAUCGAUUUUUACUGCAUAUUUUUUUUAAAAGAAUACCGGUUCAGAGCCCUGGUUUUGUGGCUUUAUUUUAUUAACAUAAAUUAUCGUAAAACACCCAUGUGUAAAUGAUCUAUAACUUGUUGUAGUCUCGAAUUUUAUUCUAGAUUGAAAUUUAUCCGUACUUCGAAUAUACAACAAAUAUUUAUUGACAUGUCUGAAAAGACGUAAGGGACAAUUACCUUUUUUAUACGCCCAAAUUUAAUUGUCCUUUACAUCGAUUUUUACUGCAUAUUUUUUUUUGUUUGAAUGUUUUUUGUAUGUCGCAUAGUAUGUUGUUUUGAUAUUUUCUACUGGCCAAAUUAUAAGUGUUAUCGUAUCGUUAUGAAUAUAGUUACUCAGAGCUUUAUAUCUAGCAGAAUCUCUCGAAUAAAACUAAGCCCAGUCUUUUCCAAUCUAAAAUAUGCCGGUAACUAAAUAGAACUACUUUAAAAUUCCUGUCUCUUUCACUACUUAGUAACGUUUAGUGUGAGUGAAAGGGACAUGAGGAUGUACAUCCUUCGGUCGACAUUAAAUAUAUCUUGACCUCUUUCACUAACAUAUUAGUUUAACGAUAGUAAUAUAGCAAUAGAUAUAUAUAAUAACCAGCCAACUCAUGUCUGUCCAUUCUCUACUCUGAAGUUUUUAGGUCCUCCAUUUUACCUACGGUUCAAUUCAAAAAGGUUAUACAGCCUAAGUAGUCAAUAAUAUGUGACUUUGUGUAAUAUGUGAUUUUCAAUUUUCACCUUGGCCGUACUAUUUUGUUAUUUCCAUUUUUCUUUGUAUACUUAUUCUGGAUUUCUUUGUAUACUUAUACUGUGUUUAUAUACAAUGUUUUUUGAAGUACCUAAUCUAAUUGAAUUUUGUAUAAAUUUCUUUAUCAAAAGAUUGUUAAUGUAGAAACGUGUGUGGUACCAAAAGAAAACCGAUAAAAACAGUUUAUGUACUGUAACAAUUGUAGUUCAAUCGUUUAGAAAUUGACUGUCUAUAAUUCCCAGUUUUCCUAACAUUCCUAAACUUAAAUUACCUAUUUAUAAUAUUUAUAUUUUAUGUAUAUAUAUAAUAUAUAUUUAAAUUGUCAAUCUUGAUUAACUUUUAAUCCGUACUCGAAUAAUAUACAUGGUUUUUAAAGUUCCAAAUUGGUACAGAGAAACAUUGUAUUUUAAAAAUUACUUCUUUAAUAAACCGUUAAGUCCAGAAGUUAAGAUGGAAAAAAUGAAUUCCUAUUAAAUUUUGUUCUUUUUUGUGGUGCAAUAUUCUGUAAAUCAUUAUUAUAAAUAAUUAUAUUUUAGGUGGAUAUAUUAUUUAAAUAAUCUCAAUAAAAUGUCUUCGAUAUAUUAAAACAUCCUCGUAAUUAAUAACAAAAAAUAGUAGAAAAGCAAAUAUAUAAACAAAAAUACCUAUUCACUAUUCAGCUUACAUUUGUAACAAAUACACAUAAAAAUAUAUUGUUUAGUUUUAUAGUUAAGUAAGAAGGAAUGUUGUUUUUUGUGAAGAUACUCUGGUCUAAAAUAAAAAAGUAGGUACAUAACCUCGUGCCUCAAGAUGUACAUUCAAUUUCUAUGAAAUGUCAACAUUGUCAACCUUCGUUAAAACAAAUAAGUGAAGUAUCUUUGGGGUCAUCCAUUAAUUACAUCACACGUUUAGGGGGAGGGAGGGGGGUCAAGAAAAUGUGACAUAUUGUGACAUGGGGGAGGGGGGAGACACAAACUUUGUGACGUCACUUUAACUUCAUCAGUAACCGAGAAUUUAUUUAAAUUAUUUUAUUCGCUGUACAUUUAAAUAACAAGUUUUUAAAACGAUAAGUACCUAAUCGUUUUUAUUCGUUUGAUUUUCUUUCCUAAGCAGUUUUGGGUUAUAAAAUUACUAAUAUUUGUAUCGUCAAAAAUAUUUUGAUAAUAUAUUAAUAAUACUUAGGUACUUACUUAAUUCGAUUUGGCGAUUUCGUAGAAAAAAUGUGACGUCACCCCUCCCGGUUUGCCAAAUGUGACCAAGUGUGACAAGGAGGGGGGGAGGGGUCAAAAAACCGAGAAAUUCGUGUGACGUAAUUAAUGGAUGACCCCUUUUCAUUUGUCUCGUAAAUUUUUCGAACAAACUAAUUUCAACCCAAUUGCUUAUAAAACUAAGUUCGAAAUUCCUUAGCUAUAAUUUUGUAUGGUGGGCGGCAUGAGGAUAAGUCCAGAGAGUUUUGAGAAACGGAUCUAAAUGUGAUUAACACUUAAACUCAUUUUUUAUAAAUAUGGAAUACUUUAUAUAUACUUACUUAUCACCAUAUAGUUUUCUAUUUAGUGAUCAUAAGUGUCAAAUCUAGAUUAAUCCUUAUUUACUAUAGAUAUAAAUUUUUAUUUUUUUUUCAUUUUAUAUUGUGACAUUUUUUUACGAUCUUAUAUGAAUAGAGUUAAAUCAAGAAAAAUUUGCAGCGAUUUUGAUAGCCCACGCAGUUCAAGUGUCAUUUUAAACGUCAAACUUCCAUGAAAUUAUGACGUUUAAUAACACUUGCACUGCGUGGGCUGUCAAAAUCGCUGCAAACUUUUCUUAGUUUAACUCUAGCUAUGCUUACUGAUUAAUCAGGUAUUCGUAUUUUAGAAUCCCUAUAAAUUGAAUUCUUAGCAUUUUUGAUUUUAUAUAGUUGCCACACUAUUUUUUCUGAUAUAUUUUAUAAUAGAUAUAAGCAAGUUUGUAAAUAAAUGGGGCAUUAUCUAUGAAAAGGGACCUUAUUGUCGAUGACGCUUACGCCGCACAGCGUUGCGCAGCAUUGUAUUUAUAUCGGGGCAUCGUUAAUAAUGGCGUAAGCGCCAUUGACAAUAAGGUCCCUUUUCAUAGAUAACGGCACAAAUGAAGUUUGUAAAGAAAUACAUUUUGACAGUUUUACAUAUUCUGUUGCUCCAAACGUCGCCAUGAUUAGUGUAUUAAAUUGUAAAACUGUAAAAAUGUCAAAUAGAGUCUAUGAGGAGGUUGUAUAGAUAGUUAUCGACGAAAGCCAUGUUACAUUUAGAGAUAAAAUAAAAAAAAGGCAAUGUCCCAGAGAUUUGCUACAUUUUGAACCUUAAUAAGCCUAUCUGAGCGUUUUUUUAAUUUUUUGCCAUUUUUAUAUAUUGUGACCUUUUUUGCCACUUUUGUGUUAUUUCUACUCAAAAUCACUAACCCUUUCGAUCCUAAUGGGAUAAAAAAUGUCGCAGAGUUUUUUUCCUUUUGUGUUACCAUUUCCCCAUAUACUUUGUAUGGCGGUAACAAAAAGGAAAGUUAGAAAAAGGUAUGGAAUUUAUAGGACACUUUUUCUCUCCUAUGAGGAUGAAAAGGGAUCGCGCUCCUGAGUAGAAAUAACACAGAAGUGGCAGAAAAGGUCACAAUAUACUUAUAAAAAUGGUAAAAAAUAAUAGAAACGCUCAUCUUCGUGAUUUUUUUUCGUAUUAAUUUAAGCAGUUUUAGAUUUUUUGUAAACAAUUUUUAUGAUUAAUAAUAAUGAUUACUAGAGUUAGACCAAAGAAAAAUCAGCAACGAUUUUGACAGCACACGUAGUGCAAGUGUUGUUACUACUUACGUCAUAAUUUCAUAGAAGUUUGACGUUUUAAAUAACACUUGCACUGCGUGUGUUAUCAAAAUCGUUGCAGACUUUUCUUGGUGUAACUCUAAUAUUCAUACAUAUCCCAAUUGUUUUUGAUUACAUAUUCGUAAUUCCAUGUAAUCCAUGAUAACAAUAUCAUAAAAAAUGAGUAUAGCUAAGCUUUUCAUUAAGCCGUCGAACGUCCAUCAUACAACAAAUUGAUGCAAAGCAAUUUGACCCAUAUUGAUAUGUAGUAACACGUCUGAUAUAGUCAAUCCAUGAAAAGUCUGCAGCGGAUUUGAUAGCCCACGCAGGGUAAGUAUUAUUUUAAACGUCAAACUUCUAUGAAAUUAUGACGUAAAUGACACUUGCACUGCGUGGGCUAUCAAAUCCGCUGCAAACUGUCCUUGGUUCGACUCUGAGUUGCUACGAUCCAAAUUGAUUUAGUAUCACACGUGUGAUUAGGGCGCUCCACGGGUCAAAACGCUAGGAUUUGAUAUUCAUUUGAUAUGGAUUUUUGAAGGUUCAAAAUGUGCUACCUCAGCGCCUGAUAAUAGUUAUUUUUCAUACUUGUAAAGUGUUGCAAAAAGUCAUUUUAUGAUUAGCUUUGCCUUUAAAGAGUCCCUAACGCAUAGUGUUCCGAAUGUGAUGACUUUUGUAAUAAAUGAAACGAAUCAA